AAUCAUCCCCAAGGCCACGGAUAACAAACCAGACACUAAAAACGAGCUCAAAAAGGGCCGUCCCAUGGCCUCCUCUCUCACUACAGCCUACGCCACCAUCGCUCCCUGCCGCACUGCGAACUUCACUACACCAAGGCGUUCGGCAACCCGAAUUCGCUGCAUUGGAUGGGACCCAGAAGGCUUGCUCGGGCCUCCCCAAACCGGUCACAUAGCGAGGCGUGAGUUUCAGAGACAGAUGAAGAGUGAUGCCGAGGCCAGGGAAGCCUUCGAACGCAAGAUUCGCCAAGAGAAAGAGCAUCGCCGAGCUCUUCGACAAUCUCGAGUUGUUCCAGAUACUCUGGGGGAGUUAAUCGAGUACUUUCUUGAUACUGAAGCUCAGGAGAUUGAGUUUGAGAUUGCGAGAUUGAGGCCUCGACUGAAUGAGGAAUUCUUUUCACACUUGAAAUUUGAACUAGGACAACUCCGGUUUGCUGUUUCAAAAACUCAGGAUACUGAAGACAGAUUGUUUGAGCUGGAAGCAUUGCAAAAGGCUUUGAUGGAAGGAACAGAAGCUUAUGAUAAAUUGCAAGCUGACCUCUUAAAGGCAAAGAAAAGCCUGACCAAAAUUUUAACAUCGAAGGAUGUAAAAGCAACGUUACUAGACAUGGUUGAGGGAAAUGAGCUGAAUAGAUCUUUGUUGACUCUUCUCGAUGAAAAUAUAGUAACUGCACAGAAGGAUGGCCAGAAACAAGCUGUAGCGUUCAUGGAAAAGCUUCGUGGGGCGAUGCUGAAGUACAUGACUGUUUAAGAUUCAGGCGGUAAACAUAUUCUACCCCUCCAUUAGUGAGAGAGGCAGAGUUGGUUCUGUUGCCAACUGUUGUUUAGCAUUCUGCUAUACUGCAUCUGGUUACUAUAGUUGUAUUAUCAUAUUAUGAUAUCUCAAAACGGGAAAUUGGCUAUUGUCUUCAGACCAGCUUAUGUUAAUGAGAUUUAUUUGUCGUGGAAAAAAGAAAAAAAGAUUGAAAAGAAGAUUUAGUGGUACUUGAAUUAAAAUGAGCAGUGAUGUUUCUGCAUGGACUGAAGUAGACUACCUCCAGGUUGAUUACAGAAAUUAGGAAACAAAAUAUCGAGAUGUACUCCUUUCAUUUGAGACAUAAGUCACAUAAUACACAACAGAAUGGUUCCAUU
Rhododendron vialii is the source of this 1167-nucleotide messenger RNA. RefSeq lists its product as uncharacterized. The coding region runs from base 65 to 787 and encodes 240 amino acids. NCBI's taxonomy places the organism in Eukaryota, Viridiplantae, Streptophyta, Magnoliopsida, Ericales, Ericaceae. The transcript is spliced from 8 exons. The record is from RefSeq and is a predicted model, not a curated record. Gene Ontology annotation, cellular component: chloroplast stroma.